Molecule: messenger RNA, 1171 nt
Organism: Telopea speciosissima
Lineage: Eukaryota; Viridiplantae; Streptophyta; Magnoliopsida; Proteales; Proteaceae
Product: probable ribose-5-phosphate isomerase 2
Exons: 1
Coding region: 146-964 (272 amino acids)
Biological process (GO): pentose-phosphate shunt, non-oxidative branch
Molecular function (GO): ribose-5-phosphate isomerase activity
Source: RefSeq, a predicted model, not a curated record
UCUUCUCCAAGAAGGGUGCGUGCAUUCUAUUGUAAUGAACUCAUGUUCUCUGCGAAAAUCAUCUUAUCUCAAACCUAGAAAACCCUUCCGCUACCUAAGCCACUUCUAACCUCUUAUUCUUUAUCCGUCCAUUCCCUGUUAAUCAAUGGCUAUCGCUUUCCCUCGUUUCGUCUGCUCCGAGAGUUCCACCAUUGAGGAAGCUAUCAUGGCUACCUCACCUUCGUCGAUUCCUUCUCCACCUCCACCACCAGUGUUUCUGACUCAGGACGAGUUGAAGCAAAUCGCUGCCUAUAAAGCCGUUGAGUUUGUUGAGUCAGGGAUGGUUUUGGGCCUUGGAACCGGCUCCACGGCCAAGUAUGCAGUAGAGCGUAUAGGCGAGCUUCUGCACCAGGGGAAGUUGAAGGACAUUGUUGGAAUACCCACCUCGAAGCAAACCCAGGAGCAGGCGUUGUCUUUGGGAAUUCCUCUUUCGGAUCUUGAUUCUCAUCCCAUUGUUGAUUUUGCGAUUGACGGUGCGGAUGAGGUUGAUCCUUAUCUCAAUCUUGUCAAGGGCCGAGGUGGGUCCCUUCUCAGGGAGAAAAUGAUCGAGGGCGCGAGCAGGAAGUUUGUAGUUAUUGUCGACGAGUCCAAGAUGGUUCCAUUCUUGGGUGGUAGCCGCCUUGCCAUGCCGGUGGAGAUUGUACCCUUCUGCUGGAAGUUCACGGCAGAGCGAUUGCAGAGUUUGUUUGAAGACGCUGGUUGUGUUGCCAAGCUCAGAACUUGCAAGGAUAGUGACAAGCCGUUCGUGACGGACAAUGCUAAUUUUAUUGUGGAGUUGUAUUUUGAGAAGGAUAUUGGGGAUUUAAAUGCUGCUAGUGAUUCGAUUCUACGACUUCCAGGUGUUGUUGAGCAUGGAAUGUUUCUCAACAUGGCCACAACUGUUAUUAUUGCUGGUGAGCUUGGAGUCACGGUGAAGAACAAGUAGGCUUGGUAGAAGAUUGUUCUCAAUGUAGUAUCCCCAAAAACUAAGGUUUAGAUAGUAGUCCACUUACAUGUUUUGGAAAUUGGUCAAUUUUGGUUGUUGUUGGUCCUCUGAAAUUGUUGGUAUCGCCAAUACUGUCAAAGAGAAGGAUGUUCUUCCCCCAGUAUCAAUUUAAAUAAAUACUGGGACAAUUGUCCUUGGAAUUUUGAU